AUUUCAGGUGCCGUAAAGCCUUAGUGAAAUGCUCCGUUAGAAGUGUGUUAAGAUAUUAUUGUCAUAGAAUGGAAAUUUAUAUUGAAAUAGAAAGUAGGUACAUCGAGGCCUUAUUCAUUUGAAAGAAAAGUUUUUAUCUACAAUUUUUUUACGAAAAUUUUUGAAUUAUUAUCUAUCACUAUUCAUGUUAAAUUGUGAAAUAAUUUGAAGAUAUGUUUUAAAUGUUGUGAACAUCAACAAAAUGUUGCAACACAGAAGUUGACUAACUUGAUAACAAAUUAUUCUACUGUUCAUGAAAUAAUAGUUUAAAAUCUAAAUAUAUUUUCUUGAUAAUUAUUUUUUAAGUUAUAAAAUAGUUAUAUAUGUAUUUUAUUUUUGAGUAUAAUUUUCAAAAUAUCCGGUUUAGGACUGAUUUUCUUAAUGCCGAUGACUACAUUUUAUGUGUAACCAGAAUGCCAGAUUAUUUUUUAAAAAGUUCUUAUGAAUAAAUUAUCUCAAUAAUAAAUGCUUCGACAUUAAGCAGACAUUGUACUCGCUAUGAUGUAGAAACCAAAAUAAUAAAUAAGGAGUAUGAAGAUCAAGGUUAAUCACCGGCUUCAUCAGGUAAGGUCAUGCUAAUCGUAUUUUGAGAUGCCUUAAUUUCAGUAUAUUAUCGAAGUCUAUAAAAGUCUUGAGUCUAUAAAAGUAAAACGUUAAAGGGUGGUGCGCAAAGGUGUUCUCUUGUAUUAAGAUAACCUAGGUCGAUAUUGCAACGGCCAUAUUAAUCUCAAACAAGCUUUGUAUCAGUUGAGUAUUUGCUAUAUUCUUCAGAUUUGGCUCCCAGCAUUCUGUUUUCAAAACAUGCAUGGUAAAUGAGACAAUAAAAUCAUAUUUAUUAAAAAAAAUUGUUACGAGGAUUUCAAUACAUAACAUUUUCAAUAAAAUGAGUGGCAGAUAAUAAGACACUAACACUUAAAGAUCCUCCAGGUACUUAAAGAUGAAUUAUUGCAAUAAACCAUAGGCACACUAAAUAAACUCCAAGCUCCAGUUAUAAAUUUCUUUUAUUUUGUCCUCUUUAGCUCCAUCCUCCUUAUAUUGUCCCUCUUGCACUGUGUUGGCAUCGAUUUAAAAUCGUUUGGCCUCGUCCAUAACUUAUCAUAGGUCGAUGGAUGUCGCUUAAAUUAACCUCAAAUAAUUGAAUGAUGUUGACGUUUUAUGUUUAGAUAUGAAAAUAAUUUAAAACGCUAAAAAUGUCUUUGAAUGAAGUAGUUUCCUGGAAAGAAUCGUUCUUUAAAGAUGAUUUUAAUGUCGAUAUCAGCCUAUCAAAAUUUACCCUAAAAUCCGAUUUAGAAACAUUGAAAAGGGAUUUAAAAAGUUAUGGCACUGAAUUACAGCAGCAAAUGACUGAAAUUCUUAAGAAUGAAACAGAAGCAAUCGUAAAUUUAGCAGAGUAUUUAACAAAUUUAAAUGCCAAGAUUGAACAUCUAUCACUUCCAUUUUUUCAAUUAAGAGAGGAGAUCAUGGCCCUGCUCAAAUUGAUAAAAACAGCUGAAAUGAGCUACAAAAUGAUGUUGUAUGGUAUAAAAAAUAACAAUACUAACAAGAAUAAUUUAAAUUUAAAACUUGGAGCUAUAUCUUCAUCUGUAUACAUAGACAAAAUGCUCAAAUCUUCAGCAGAUUCUUUUGAGGAUAUAAUAAGUCUGGAGCAUAUAGUUGCUAAAUACUCAUUCCAGAGAAGUUAUAUGGAUGAAUUGAAUAUUAUAACAACAGAUAUGAAAGAUAUAAUGGUAAAUAUUGAAAAUCGGUUGGUAAAUAUUAUUAAUAAGAAGUUUCUUAAAGCUGUUGAAAAUGAGGAUACUGUUACUAUUACAAAAUGUUUAAGAAUGUAUGAAAAUUUAAAAAAACAAGAUGAAGCACAAGACAUAUAUAGAAUUGAAGUAGUAAAACCUUAUUUGCGAAAAUUAUUCAAUCAAAAAGGUACAGAAAAGUCUAGCCAAAACUUAGAUCAAAUUUAUGAUAAAGUAGUGUAUUUCAUUGAUACUGAAAUGGAUGUUCUUAAUAGAGUAUUAGAAUCAAAUGGUGAUUUUAAGAAAAUUAAUUUUGUUUAUAACAGCUUUUGGAAAGAGUUUGAUAAGCAAUCACGUGAAGGUUUACCAUAUAUUACUGCUCCGGGCAAUCCUGAAUUGUUCCAAAAAAGAUAUAAAAGUACGUAUGAAAUAUUAUUGAAGAUUGCAACAAAAUGUGGUGAUAAAAACAUUGUAAUAGAAGAUGACACCUUUAUAGAACAUUUGAAACGUUUCAACUUACCUGUUUAUCUUGAAAUUCGAUAUCAAAGAAUAGCAGGAGACUUUGAAACUGCUAUUUAUUUUGAAAAUAAUGAAUUUGUUUCUCCCAAUAAUGAAAUUUCUUGUUACUUGAAGCCUACUGUAGCUCUUUGGAAAGCCGUUUCUCAAUGUUUCCAUGAAGAUAUUUAUUUGGACCAACUUGCUGAUCAGUUUGUCAAGUUAUCCAUGUUAACCUUAUCUAGAUAUUUAAAAUGGUGUGAAACUACUUUACAGAGUAAUUUCAGUACACAUCAAAGUACAGAACAAUUUAUAAUGAAUUGUUUAAUUGACUUUAGCAUUGUGGAAAAAUUUAUGUGCCCAGCAAUAGAAACUCCAGCUGACAUCAACAAUACAGUUUAUAAAAUACUUGAUAGUUCAGUUGUAAUUUUGGUUCCCAAGAUAGUUAAAGCUAACUUGAAGUCAAUAACAAACGUUCUAAACCUUAUGAAAAGUAGUCUAGUUAAAAUGAAAGUGGAAGAAAUUUGUUAUCAGCUUCAACAUGUUGAGGCUAUACCUAGGUUAUACAGGAGAACAAACAGAAGCAUUCCUAAAGAAGCUAGUCCUUACAUGGUGGAAGCAGUUAAACCAAUAACCACAUUCCAUAGUGCAUUCCAGAAUGUUAUAAGUCAUAAGUCCACUGAAAUUUUGAAUGAUAUUAUACUACAAGUGACCAAACAGUAUUUGGAGUUAGUGCAAGGUGUGUUAAGAUCUGUUUGCAAAACUGAAGAAUCUUUGAGAAGAUUAAAAAGUCGAAAUGUAACUACAGAAGAAAUUUCCCCGCAACUCGAUUCGGGAUCAGAUGAAAAGAAAAUUCGAGAACAGAUUAAGCUUGAUGUUGCUUAUUUUCUUAAUAAGUUACAACCACUGGGAUCAAUAGAAUCCAGACAAAUAAUGGAUGUUUUAAAAAAAGAGACACACUAAGAUGCGUCAUCAAAUGAAAAUUGUAUUGUUAUUGUUUUUAGUUAAUUUAUCACAACUCUGGAUGUUUGUUUAAAUAAAAUAUACUUUACAAAUAAACUGUUUAUUUAUAAUGAAU
Messenger RNA from Diorhabda sublineata, 3339 nucleotides. RefSeq names its product conserved oligomeric Golgi complex subunit 2 (gene Cog2). Bases 1230 to 3224 code for a protein of 664 amino acids. Gene Ontology annotation, cellular component: membrane; COG complex. The transcript has 6 exons. NCBI's taxonomy places the organism in Eukaryota, Metazoa, Arthropoda, Insecta, Coleoptera, Chrysomelidae. Gene Ontology annotation, biological process: Golgi organization; intra-Golgi vesicle-mediated transport; protein transport. The record is from RefSeq and is a predicted model, not a curated record.